AUGUUCUCGGGCCUCUGGACGGCGCUGGCGGGGCUCCUGCUCCUGCCGCUGCUGGCCAGGCUGGCGUGCCCCUAUUUCUUCCAGGACUUGUGCUUCUUCUUGAAGCUGCUGGCCGUGGGGCGGCGGGCCAGGCAAGGCGCGAUGCGGCGCCCCCCGCGCACCUUGCUGGAGGUGUUCGGGCAGCAGGCGCGCCGGGCGCCCGAGAAGCCGCUGCUGCUCUUCCGAGACGAGGUCUACACCUAUCGGCAGGUGGAGAGGCGCAGCAACCAGGUGGCGCGGGCUCUGCGGGAGCAGGCCGGGCUCCGGCAGGGCGACUGCCUGGCCCUUUACCUGGCCAACCAGCCCGCCUACCUCUGGAUCUGGCUGGGCUGCGCCAAGCUGGGCUGCGCCCUGGCCUGCCUCAACUGCAACGUCCGAGGACGGCCGCUGGUGCACAGCUUCCAAGCUAGUGGGGCCAAGGUCUUGCUGGCCGACCCAGACUUCAAAGGGACCAUUGAAGACGUAUUGCCAACCCUGAAGCAAGAAAAUGUGCUUGUUUAUUUCUUAAGUAGAACGUCUGACACUGAAGGGGUUGACAGUUUCCUUGACAAGAUGGAAGCUGCUUCAGAUGAGGCUGUUCCAGAAUCUUGGAGAUCAGAUAUUACUUGCAAAAGCCCCGCCAUGUACAUUUAUACCUCUGGAACUACAGGUCUCCCCAAAGCUGCAGUGAUUACUCAUCUCCGUGUAUUAUUGGGUUGUGGUUUGAUCAUGCUCAGUGGUGUCACUUCAGAGGACAUUAUUUACACCACCCUGCCAUUAUAUCACAGCUCUGCCCUCUUGCUUGGAGUAAAUGGUUGCAUCAUGCAAGGUGCUACCCUAGUAUUACGCUCAAAAUUCUCUGCUUCUCAGUUUUGGGAUGAUUGUAGAAAAUACAAGGUGACUGUCAUACAGUACAUUGGAGAGGUGCUACGUUAUNGAUGUUGAAGUCCACAAAAAGACAAUGAUCAGAACCACGUGGUAAGACUUGCUAUAGGCAAUGGCUUACGGCCUGAUAUUUGGAGGGAAGUCAUCAGAAGAUUUGGAGACAUACGUAUCUUUGAGUUUUAUGCAGCCACCGAAGCCAACGUCGGAUUUGUUAACUACAGUGGAAAAGUCGGAGCUGUGGGGAGAUCGAAUUACUUCCACAAGAAAAUGAUACAAUACAACCUCAUUAAGUAUGAUGUGGAGAAAGAUGAACCGGUCAGAGAUGAAAAUGGCUACUGUAUAAAAGUUCCUAAAGGUGAAGUGGGACUGUUGAUUUGCAAAAUCACCCAGUUGGCUCCAUUUAGUGGUUACGCGGGAUCAAAGAGCCUGACGGAAAAGAAGAAGCUAAGAAAUGUUUUCCAGAAUGGUGACGUGUAUUUCAACAGCGGAGAUCUUUUAAUGAUUGAUCGUGACAACUUUAUUUAUUUCCACGAUCGAGUUGGAGAUACAUUCCGGUUUGUUUCUUUCUCUCUCCCCACCCCACCCCCCGGCGUGGCCCAUUGGGUGGGGGUGGUCCAUUGGUUGAGAGAAGUCAAUAUUAAGGGUAAUUCUCCUGCAGGUCACGAAGGCCGGAUAGGCAUGGCAUCCCUACGACUAGCAGAAAGUUGUGAUUUUGGUGGAGAAAUUCUCUACAAGCAUGCAACAGAUUACUUGCCACUUUAUGCAAGACCGUAUUUCGUGAGGAUCCAGGAUGCUAUUGAGAUCACGGGAACAUUUAAAUACCGGAAAAUACAGUUAGCAGAAGAAGGAUUCAAUCCAGCAGUUGUCAAGGACGCCUUAUAUUUUUUGGAUGAUAAAGAGAAGACCUACAUACCCUUGACAGAAGACAUCUAUAACUCAAUAUGUAGCAACAGAUGGAAACUAUAG
Protobothrops mucrosquamatus (brown spotted pit viper) is the source of this 1869-nucleotide messenger RNA. It is a transcript of the gene SLC27A2, whose product is annotated as solute carrier family 27 member 2. The transcript is spliced from 11 exons. Gene Ontology annotation, molecular function: long-chain fatty acid transmembrane transporter activity; long-chain fatty acid-CoA ligase activity. Lineage: Eukaryota; Metazoa; Chordata; Lepidosauria; Squamata; Viperidae. Gene Ontology annotation, cellular component: endoplasmic reticulum. The record is from RefSeq and is a predicted model, not a curated record.